CGCAGGGCAAGAGAUGCUUCGUUUACCAAUUAGAUCAGAGAAAUGGAAGUUGAGUGCAUUAGUUCACGAAGGAUGGCUGCCGCUUUGUUUUGUUUUCCGCUGUUUGUGCAAUUACGAAGAAUCUUUGCCUCUGGGUUUGAAGUGCAGUCAACCAUCUGCUGUAUACUCAUUUGGCAUUUUACUAAUAGAAAUUCUGACAGGCUGCCAUCCUGUGGAGUUAAAGAGACCUGUGGAUUACAAUUAGAUGGGUCUUCAAUAAAUGUGACAAAGGCAGGCUGAUGGAGGUGGUGGAUCCUUUGAUGGAAGAAGUUGUAAACGUUGAAACACUUUGGGAAAUAUUUGACUUGGCAUUUCAGUGUGCCGGACCCAUGCGAAAUGAUCGACCAGACAUGAAGUUGGUGGCGGAGGAAUUAUGGGCAAUAAGGACUGAUUAUCUCAAGUCCAACGAGAGGGGAGCAGAAAACAAACUACAGCUAAGAGAAGUCUCAUCUCCACUCUACCCAAUUUCUUGCUUCUCUCUUUCCUUUUCGCACCCUUCCAUGUUUUGUGGGUACAAAUCGGUGCAAAUAGGGUUAAAGCCAAAUGUCGUUCCUCUACUAUUGAAAAAAGCUCAAUUUAAACCUUAUACUAUGAAUUUACCUCAUGCACUCCCUCUAUUUUAAUUUAGGUUCUCAUGUCAUCCCUCUACUAUUCAAAAAGGGCUCAAUUUUGUCCCUCUGUCCAUUUUAAGGAUAACAGCAUCUUUUUCCUCGUUAAAAUGAAUACGGUCAGUCAUUUGCCACCUUUUCUAAUUAUUAUUUUUGUCCAUUCUUGUAUUGUGCGGCCCACUUGUUCCACGUCGGUUCUCUUAGCUUCUCUCUGCGCAGAACCGUGUGGGUGGGAAUUCUUCUUUUUAUUAUUUUGCCCAAAGUUGGCAAUCUCAUACUACAUACAUGCUGGUUUUGAUAUUAAUACGGUACAUGUAUUUAUACAUAUCGUGUGUUAUUUUAAAUUUAUCAUUAUAAAUAAAUUUUUUAUAU
Molecule: messenger RNA, 1019 nt
Organism: Rubroshorea leprosula
Lineage: Eukaryota; Viridiplantae; Streptophyta; Magnoliopsida; Malvales; Dipterocarpaceae
Source: the annotation of a GenBank genome assembly